UCGUCGUCUCUGUUUAUGGUUAUGACUAUAAUAUUGACUCGAAUUUAAUAAAAUUUACGCUCAUAUGUUUUUAAAAUAACAAAGUGUUGUUUGCAAUUAGUUGUCUCAUGGUUGCUCUUCUAUAUAACAUAUAAUAGAAAAAUGGAGGACAAAAUAUUGCUAGAAGAAGUGUGUAUUCACACUUUACGAGAAAGAGUGUUUUUCGCAGCAAGAGAUGGAUUGUCUUUAACAUUAUAUGCUUUGUUAUAUGAAAAAAAUACUGAUGAAAUUGACGAUUUGCUGAAUAGGGAUAUAUGUUGGGAGGGUAUAAAGUGCACCCCGCUCAUAGCCGCCGCGCGACAUGGCCGUGAGGCCGCUGUCAGAAUGCUUCUAGAAAAGUUCAGGCCUCCUGUCCGAUUGGAGACGGAGGGCACUGUCAAGUUUGAUGAAUAUGUUAUUGAAGGUGCAACAGCUCUCUGGUGUGCAGCUGGUGCUGGCCACUUAGGCAUCGUUAAACGAUUAGUGCGUGCUGGAGCUAACGUCAAUCAUGCGACAAAGACACUGAGCACACCACUCCGAGCGGCCUGCUUCGACGGUCGACUGGACAUCGUUAAAUAUUUAGUACGACAUGGCGCUGAUAUACAUAAAGCGAAUAAAUAUAAUAAUACAUGCCUCAUGAUAGCAGCGUAUAAAGGACAUUUAGAUGUGGUUCAGUUCUUGUUGGACUCCGGUGCUAAAGUGGACGAGCGCGCGCUGUGUGGUGCGACUGCGCUCCACUUUGCGUCUGAAUGCGGACACGCGGCGGUUGUCUGUGCACUUAUAGAUCAUAAUGCUAAGAUCCUCACUAAUGAGAAUGGCAUGACCCCGCUGCAGUGCGCUGCUGAGCGAGCGCGUGCCUCAGUGGUGGAGCUGCUGGCGACGCGGCCGGAGGUGACGAGGGUACAGGCUAUUGAGGCUUACGAACUGUUGGGUGCAUCAUUUGCUAACGAUAAGGAGUACUAUUGUUUAAGGAUGGCGUACCAGUACCUGCACCGCGCGAUGGUGAUGCGGUACGACACUCGGUACGGGCUGCUGCUGAAGAAGCCCGCGGACCCGAUACCCGCUUACGACAACUGGAGGGAGAGCACCACUAUAGAGGACGUGGAAGGUCUGCACGGCAACGCGCACGCGCUGCACAUGGAGGGCCUGGCGGUGCGGGAGCGCGUGCUGGGGCGCGGCUGCCCCGACCUGCCGCAUCCUGUCGUCUUCCGCGGAGCAGUGUUCGCUGACGAGGCGCGCUUCGACCGCUGCCUGGCGCUCUGGAGGCACGCCCUGCAGCUGCGGCAUCACAACAAGGUAUCUAUAGUGAAGGAUCUGUUGAGGUUCGCGCAAGUCUUCUCGCAAAUGAUUCACAUCGGAAUUGAAUUGCCAUUAAAUCAGGUGUGUUUUGUAUUAGAAGCGUGCGCGGAAGAACUAAAGCGAGGUCAGAUGAGGAUCAAGAAGCCGCAGAUCAACUACGACCCCGAGGCCUUGAUAAGCUUGGCUCUCGCGUACUCGCUGCAGGAGGAGUAUGAGAGCAACGUGCGCACCGCGCUCUACCUCGUCGCCGUCGCUGCACGUCUGCUGGAGGACCCUGAACAUGAUGAGGAGUGCCGCAGCGCGGUGCGUCGUGCGAUCUUCAGUCUGCGGCGAGUGCGGCUGCAGUGCGGGCACACGCUGCUGCAUCUCGCCGCUGACCGCCGCACACCGGUCGACGACUUCCACACCAGCGACGUCUGUCAGUUCCCAUGCGCGCGUACAACGCGGUUGCUACUGGAGUGCGGCGCGGAGGUGGACGCGGCGGAUGAGGCGCGACGCACAGCUCUACAUAUAGCUCUUAUAUCAGUACCGGUAAUGCCUGCGGAGGAGCAGCAGCAGUGGGGCGAGGCGCACUGUGCGGUGGUGCGCGAACUUCUGGCUAAAGGCGCUCACGUGGACGCCGUAGAUGCUGACGGACUAACUCCCCUCCUCGCCGCUAUGGAAGGUCCAGCUGAGAGUCUAGUGCGGUCAGCUCUAAGGCCGAGGCUGUCGUGCCUGGCGGCGGCGGCGCUGGCGCAGCAUCGGCGUCAGUACAGACCCUCGCAAGUCCCGCGCGACCUUCACGACUUCCUCACCAUGCAUGGUGUCACACCAAUGAAGUAGCCCCCCGCCUCACACGCACACGUCAUGAGGUGCUUACACCUCAUACGAUCAUACCAUGAAGUGCGUUUUACCUCAGGAUCAUACCAUGAGGUACUUUAGACCUCAAAUGAGGAAUUCGAGAAGGCAAUUACGAUGUCAUUUUGCUGAUGGCAAAUGCGAUAUGACCUCAUUAUUAUUCUAAGUUGAAUAUCAUGUAAAAGACUUAUUAUGGAUUUAAGAACGCUUCCUCUUACACUCCUCUUGCCGAUUUCCGUAUAUCCUAUUCCUCUCUCACUCCCACACACAGAUCCGCUAUCUUCCUCUCUCUUUUCCUCCUCCAAGGUCAAAUCUUACUCAGAUAUAUUGAUUUUAUGACCAAAUUAAUUAUUGACGUUGCAUUGAAUUGUGAUUUUUUUU
Messenger RNA from Papilio xuthus (Asian swallowtail), 2535 nucleotides. It is a transcript of the gene Fem-1, whose product is annotated as protein fem-1 homolog B. Bases 142 to 2139 code for a protein of 665 amino acids. The record is from RefSeq and is a predicted model, not a curated record. The transcript has 14 exons. Lineage: Eukaryota; Metazoa; Arthropoda; Insecta; Lepidoptera; Papilionidae. Gene Ontology annotation, molecular function: protein binding.